CACCGCCCCCUCCCUGCCCGAGCGCCCGCUCGCGCGACUCCCACAAUGCACCGCACAAUGGCCCGACCGCCGCCACUACCGGGGCCUGAGCGGGCCUGGCGGAGCCCGAGCGCGGCCCGGCCCGCAGCGCGGGGCCCCGAGCGUGGUGAAGAGAUUGUUUUCUGAAGGCUGUGUCGGAGGCUGUGACAGAGCAGAGAACCCACGCGGAGCUAAUGGGGAGGCUUCCUGAGUGACAUGGCCCUGCGCCGUUAGCCUUGCCAUGACCACAUUUUUCACCAGCGUCCCCCCCUGGAUUCAAGAUGCAAAGCAGGAGGAAGAAGUGGGCUGGAAAUUAGUUCCCAGGCCUCGGGGCCGGGAGGUGGAGAGUCAAGUGAAGUGCCAAUGUGAAAUCUCGGGGACAUCUUUUUCAAACGGGGAGAAGCUGAGACCUCACAGCCUCCCCCAUCCAGAGCAGAGACCAUAUAGCUGCCCUCAGCUGCACUGUGGCAAGGCUUUUGCCUCCAAGUACAAGCUGUAUAGGCACAUGGCCACCCACUCAGCUCAGAAACCCCACCAGUGCAUGUACUGUGAUAAAAUGUUCCACCGCAAGGACCAUCUGCGAAACCAUUUGCAGACCCACGACCCCAACAAAGAGGCCCUGCACUGCUCCGAGUGUGGGAAGAAUUACAACACGAAGCUAGGCUACCGGCGCCACCUGGCCAUGCACGCGGCCAGCAGCGGCGACCUCAGCUGCAAGGUGUGUCUGCAGGCCUUCGAGAGCACCCAGGCCCUGCUCGAGCACCUGAAGGCCCACUCGCGCCGGGUCGCGGGGGGCGUCAAGGAGAAGAAACACCCCUGCGACCACUGUGACCGGCGCUUCUACACGCGGAAGGACGUGCGGCGGCACCUGGUGGUGCACACGGGCCGGAAGGACUUCCUGUGCCAGUACUGUGCCCAGCGGUUCGGCCGCAAGGACCACCUGACCCGCCACGUGAAGAAGAGCCACUCGCAGGAGCUGCUCAAGAUCAAGACGGAGCCCGUGGACAUGCUCGGCCUCCUCAGCUGCGGCUCUACCGUCAGCGUGAAGGAGGAGCUGAGCCCUGUGCUGUGUAUGGCCUCGCGGGACGUGAUGGGCACCAAGGCCUUCCCCAGCAUGCUGCCCGUGGGCAUGUACGGUGCCCACAUCCCUCCCAUGCCCAGUGCGGGCGUGCCACACUCCCUGGUGCACAACCCGCUGCCCAUGGGCAUGAGCUACCCGCUGGAGUCCUCGCCCCUCUCUUCCCCCGCUCAGCUUCCUCCCAAAUACCAGCUCGGAUCUACCUCAUACUUGCCCGACAAGUUGCCCAAAGUGGAGGUGGAUAGUUUCCUGGCGGAGCUUCCCGGAAGCCUGUCUCUCCCGUCCGCCGAGCCCCAGCCCGCCUCCCCUCCGCCGGCGGCCGCGGCAGCUCUCCUCGACGAAGCACUGCUCACCAAGAGCCCCGCCAACCUGCCCGAGGCCCUCUGCGCUGCUAACAUGGACUUCUCCCACCUGCUGGGCUUUCUCCCCCUCAACCUGCCCCCGUGCAACCCCCCCGGGGCCGCGGGGGGCCUGGUUAUGGGCUACUCCCAGGCGGAGGCGCAGCCCCUGCUCAGCACGCUGCAAGGCCAGCCUCAGGAUUCCCCGGGCGCCGGGGCCCCGCUGGGCUUCGGGCCCCUGCACUCCUUGCCGCCUGUCUUCACAUCUGGCCUGAGUACCACCACUCUGCCUCGUUUCCACCAGGCAUUCCAGUAGUGCCCCCGGAGCCUCUCUCAUCAGGGAACUUCAGCACCCACCCCAUCCGCAUCCCCCACGAAGGCAGCUGAACAUUCAGAGCUGGGUUCCCAGAGAAAAAGCCCAGCAUCUGUUUGGAGCACUUGGUUUGCGGUUCAGGCUCCAGGAUCAAUUUCAGGAGGAGCCCUGAGCCCCGACCCCAUGAAGAGAUCUCGUACCAUAGGACUUCAGGUAUUUUUACUUUCCUUUUUUGUUUUGUCUGAAAUGGGAGUCACUCUUGGCCCCCUCCCUCUCUAAAGCGUCAGAACCCCUUCUCCCCGGAGGAGCCAGAGGCCUCUUGGAGACACAGAGGGAUUCACGGGAUGACCUCGCAAGAACUAGCCCGAGAAGCCUGCCCUGGCCCCCGCUGCACACGCCUCACGCUGCAGCGGGCCGCUGCGCCAUUGCCUGCUCGCAGUCAGUGGACAGGAGAGGGGGUCUCUCCUCCCCCAGCACCCGCCCUCUCUGCCAGCACCUCCAUUUUCAGUGUUGUCCAGCAACGGUACCGUUUACACAGUCGCCUCAGACACACCAUUUCACCUCCCUUGCCGAGCUGUUAGCCUUAGAAUGAUUGCAGUGAACAUUGUUGAAACACUGUGAAUCCAUUCCCACCAGUCCAUUCCAGUUGGCACCAGCCAGAACCACUUGGUACCUGGUGUUAACUGGAGCCCUGUUUACAAGGCGGAGUCGGGUCUCGCUGACUUCUCUUCACUUGAGGUCACAUUUUUCCCCCGUGGGGAAAUAAACUGACUUUGGACUGCUUCACGCUCUGCCAUCUUCCGUGACUCUGUGCUGGCCUCCCCGCAGUGGUGGCCGGAGCCUGGCGAGAACGCUGGAGCCGUCUCCUCACAGGUCUGCAGUUCUGUUGCUCUCCACGUCCGUCACGACCCUCUCCUCCCUUUGAACCAGAGAGGGGAAGAGAUGCAAGACACCCCCACGCCAUGACCCCCUGCUCCCCGGCCCCCCCCUCGAACAUCAUGAGCCUGUGUCAGUAGUCCCAGAAGGAGGGACUCGGGUUCUGGGACGGUGGAGAGCAGAGGGGGGUGGAGGGGGGGCGAACACCUCGUUUGUCUCUUUCUCAACUGUUCCUUUUCCAGGAAGUCGUGGGAUUGUUGGAAGAAGGAUUUUUCUGAAAGUUAGGACUGGGCCUAACCUAUGGGUACAUCAUCACCUCCCCCCGCACCUUUGUUUCUUACCUAUACAGUCCCUCCUCACCCCUGCACAUGAGCUGGUCCCCAUAGACUCAGGGCCGCUGUGCUUCUCUGUUCCCACUGAAGAAAUGACACCUUCCUCUUGGCGCGCAGGACCCCUCCUCCCCUUCGGUUUUGUCAUCAGUACCCACCGAGAUUUCCGCCAGUGGUCGGUUCUUCCCUUUGACUCGUGGGGCCUCCGCCACACGGCAGCACGGCCCUUGCCCAGCCGAACUCCCAUUCCUGCUUCAUCUCAGUUCUGCAUGGGCUUCACUUGUCCCACUCAUGGGAAGGAGGCAGCUCAGGGACCCCCAUGGCGGGACCCUCGAGACACCUCCACUCUGAUUCAGAAACACACUUCUACCUCUCUACUGUUAACGCCUAUAGAUGUAGCCAGCGGCCGCAGGCCCUUCUUGCAGCCUCCUGCUGGCUUCUCACUAGGGUUUCAGGACAAACUACCAAGGAACUGCCUCAAUCUCCUCCCGUCCUCCUCCCCCUCUCUUGUCUAGGAAUCACUUUGGGGUAUCAUCAGGAACUAAUCAGGUCUGAGACCCGGGCUUCGGCCAAGGCCGAGGCCAGCACUCUUUGAGGUGAAAGCCUUAAGACACAGCUCCCUAGCCUUGACCAGAAGCCUCGUGGAGCGAAUCGGCACGUUUCGAUUUAGGCAGGGUAGCGUGGGCUACCUUUAGAACAGAACGGAAUCAGAUGUACAGAUGUCUGGAAAGGUUAUGAUCAGACUAGGUGAUUUACUUCUAAAAAUUGGUUUCAGUGAGUCCCAGGGACUAAUUAAGGUUUGUUUUUAGAAGCGUCCACCUCGGUACGCGGCCACCUCCUGCAUGCUGUGCAUGUGACCGGGACUCGUAUCAUGGGGGAUGGUGAGUGCGGUGCCGUGCAGAGCCCGUCGCCGCCAUUCUCCUUGUCGUUUCUCUCUGCUGGCCCCCCGGCAGCCCCUCCCCUGCCUCCACCCCGGUACCGAGGCCAGGGGGGCUCCGGCCACAAACGAUAAGGACUUCUGAGGAGUCCCCUCGGCCCGCUCUUUCCUGUUCUUGACGUCUUUCCCCCGUGAGCGGUGCUGGGAGACUCAGACACAGGAUAGACAGAGCCGCCUUCCAGCGGGCGCUGUCCUCACCAGCACCGUUCAUUCCCCGUGGCCUCCCCCUCCUUGCUCUGCCUCCUCUUUCUCGAGCCCUCACCACCCACAAGGAAUUUCCCUGUCACUGUGAACCUUGCUGAUACAGAACCACAUCUGUCUUCUUCUUCUUCUUCUUCUUCUUUUUGUUUUUGGGGACCACAGCUACCCAGAUCUUUCUUAAACUUCCCUUCCCAAAAUUUAAGAAAAAAGAAAAAAAAAAAAGCUUAUUGACCUGACUUUUCAAAGGAGAAGAAUAGCUUUGUCCUCCGUGCAGUACCAAAUCCACCUGCUGCCCUUGGCGAGGCCGCAGACCUACAGGGCUUCCACACCCCCCCCCCCCCACAGGAGCCAAGGCGCGUGGGCAGAGACCAGACAGGAACCAGGAGAAAGGGGGUGUCGCCUCUCUUCCCCGCACCCCUCCAGCCCCUGUGGGCAGUGAGCCGCCCUGCCCAGAGCUGGCCCCUCCACCCGCAAGGCCGGCGAGAGGGAGGGAGAGGCGCCCCUGAGUCCCCCCCUUUUACAAAUGGCAUUGUGUUAGGAAAAACCGGGACGCAGGUGUGAUUACUUUUUCGCUCGUAGAUAUUACCCUAAGUUGAAAUUCCCCCCGCCCCGAGCUUCCCUGCGUAGCCCCUGAAGCCCGCGCCCCCACCCCUUUUGGUAGGUAGUGUUUCUCCACCCCUCCCCCCUCCCCCUCUUAUCUAGGAGCUGUUUUUAAGCACGAUUUUUUUUAACAGUUUAUAUUGUACAGGAUCAAUAUUUUGCUUUUUAACAAGGAUAUUUAUGUAAUAAGAAAAUUUGCCUUAGGCGGGUGUUGGCCAGAGCAGCCCCGGUCUCUCGGGGCCCCGGCCUGGCCUCUCCUGGAGCUCGGAACCUGCUGUGGAAGAAGUUGGCUGCGGCCGGCCCCGCUGGAGAGUGGAGGCAUGCGAGGGACAGAGUGUGUAGGGGUCUGGCAGGAGGAGGCGCCCCCCCCACCCAUAAUCCAGUGCCUCCGCGGGGGGGCUGGGGAGCAGCCCGGGGGUCCUUCCCUUCGGAUGCAAAGUUGCCCUCCCACAAGACCGCCUCCGCCUGCCCCGGCCCGUCCAGUGCACUAGGCCUCCCGAAGCACCGCCCCCCGCCCCACUCAGACCCCCACAGCGGUCGCGGCUUUGGAGCCAUUCUUUCGAAACGCCAGAUUAUUUAAAGAGAAAAAAAAAAUACAAGACAAAACCUUCUAGCACUUUGUAAACACAGUGAAUAACCUCUUGGAGUAUUUUUUGGCUUUAUAUAAAACAAGGUUUUUAAUUGUAAAGUAUAAGUGCCAUUAGAAAAUGCACAGGGCAUAUCUUUGUUAAAGUAGAUUUUUCAAUGUUUUACAGAAUUACAUUUUCAAAAGUUUUUAUAAUGAAGUUGUUUA
Molecule: messenger RNA, 5483 nt
Organism: Sorex araneus (European shrew)
Lineage: Eukaryota; Metazoa; Chordata; Mammalia; Eulipotyphla; Soricidae
Gene: PLAGL2
Product: PLAG1 like zinc finger 2
Exons: 3
Coding region: 260-1750 (496 amino acids)
Molecular function (GO): DNA-binding transcription activator activity, RNA polymerase II-specific
Source: RefSeq, a predicted model, not a curated record